AUGGCAGUCCCAUGGAAGCAACCUCCCCAGAAGGAGUAUCUCCUUCAUAACGCCACCAUAAUCUCCCCCGUCGACGGCUCCCUCCAUCGCAAUGCGACCCUCCAUCUCGCCGACGGCAAGAUCCGCAGCAUCACCGACUCUGCGGCCCCCGCAGCGCCCGCAGACGCCGUCCACGUCGACCUCACCGGCAAAUACGUCUGCCCCGGCCUGACAGACUGCCACGUCCACGUCACCGCCGUGCCCGGCGGCAAAGGCCUCAACGAGACCUUCCUGAUGCACCCGGACCGGUCGAAGCUGCGCCAGCCCUUCGUCUGCCAGCAGAUCCUGCAGCGCGGCUUCACCACGAUCCGCGACUGCGGCGGCGCCGGGCUCGCGCUGAAAGAAGCCCUCGCCGAGGGCGUCAUCCAGGGCCCGCGGCUGUUCAUCGCCGGCCACGCGCUCAGCCAGACAGGCGGGCACGGCGACCCGCGCGACGCGUUCAACGACACCCGCCCCGCCGGGGACGACUGCUGCGCCGGCCUGAUCAUGGGCCUGGGCCGGAUCGUCGACGGCGCGGAGGCGUGUCUGAAGGCUGCGCGGGAGGAGCUGCGUCUUGGGGCUGACUUCAUCAAGAUCAUGACCGGCGGCGGCGUGGCGAGUCCCACGGACGCGCUCGAGCAUCUCCAGUUCUCGGCGGCGGAGAUCGCGGCCAUCACGUCCGUGGCGGCGCAGCGCGAGACCUACGUCACGGCGCAUGCGUACACGCCGCAGUCGAUCCGGCACGCGAUCGACAACGGCGUCAGGGGCAUCGAGCACGGUAACCUCAUCGACCCCGACACGGCGCGGCUCAUGGCCGACCGCGGCGUGUUCCUCACCCCGACGCUGGUCACGUACGCGGAGAUGGCGUCGGACGAGUGGCGCGGGUUUCUGCCGCCGGAGCUGAUGGCCAAGAAUGGGACGGUCCUGGCGAAGGGACUGCAGUCGCUGCGGAUUGCGAAGGAGGCGGGCGUGACGAUCUGCUAUGGGACGGAUCUGCUGGGCGCCAUGACAGCGGCGCAGACGAGGGAGUUUAGCAUCCGUGCGCAGGUGUUGUCGCCACUGGAGAUCUUGCAGAGUGCGACUAUCAAUGCGGCGCGCAUGAUGGGGCAGGAGUCUCGACUCGGUCAGGUUAAGGAGGGAUAUGUCGCCGACUUGUUGGUUCUAGAUCGGAAUCCCCUGGACGAUAUCACCGUCUUGGACGACCCCGACAAGCAUCUGCUGGCUGUGCUCAAGGAAGGCCGUGUGCAGGUCAGUCGGUGGUCCAAGAUGCCGCAGGAGGUGUUUGGCGUGCUUCCGGUGAUUGAGUAG
Molecule: messenger RNA, 1326 nt
Organism: Aspergillus terreus NIH2624
Lineage: Eukaryota; Fungi; Ascomycota; Eurotiomycetes; Eurotiales; Aspergillaceae
Exons: 1
Coding region: 1-1326 (441 amino acids)
Molecular function (GO): hydrolase activity, acting on carbon-nitrogen (but not peptide) bonds
Source: RefSeq, a predicted model, not a curated record